Messenger RNA from Chroicocephalus ridibundus (black-headed gull), 12001 nucleotides. RefSeq names its product nuclear receptor subfamily 2 group C member 2 (gene NR2C2). The record is from RefSeq and is a predicted model, not a curated record. Gene Ontology annotation, molecular function: RNA polymerase II cis-regulatory region sequence-specific DNA binding; nuclear receptor activity; zinc ion binding. Bases 357 to 2246 code for a protein of 629 amino acids. Lineage: Eukaryota; Metazoa; Chordata; Aves; Charadriiformes; Laridae. The transcript has 15 exons. Gene Ontology annotation, biological process: positive regulation of transcription by RNA polymerase II; cell differentiation; positive regulation of embryonic development.
UAGCCCCCGCCCCCGCCGCCGCCCGGCCCCGCCCCGCCGGGGGGAUGGAGGCGGCGGCGGCCGGCCCGCUGCUGGCAAGAGGAAGCGGGGAAACGCGCUGGGGCGGCGGCGGGCGGGGUCACGAACUCUGACCUUUCACAGGGGCACGGCACACAAAACAAAACACCCCCCCCACGCGGCCCCGUAACACAGGCCCGGCCCCCCCGCUCCGGUACCCCCUGCCGCCCCCACGGGGGGAGGGAGAGCCGCCGCCGGGCCCAGCCGCCCCGCAUCGGCCCGCCCGGGCCCAGGUCAGGGUCACCGCCGGGGCACGUUUGGCGCCAAUUCCUGAGGUUCUCUAAUGAUCUUGUUUCACCAUGGCAACCAAUAUGGAGGUGCUGGCUCAGCAGGUAGUGGAGACUCAGCAGGUGGCUGAGGUGCAGACUGUUCAGACUUCAAUAUCUGAAUCUCCAGUGAUGACCAGCCCUUCCCAGCGUAUCCAGAUAAUUUCGACAGACUCCUCUGUAGCUUCACCACAACGCAUUCAGAUUGUGACAGAUCAGCAAACAGGUCAAAAAAUCCAAAUAGUGACAGCAGUAGACUCAGCUGUGUCUCCAAAGCAACAGUUUAUUUUAGCCAGUCCAGAUGGAACUGGCGCAGGAAAGGUGAUAUUGGCAGCACCUGAGACAUCUAAUGCCAAACAGCUGAUCUUUACCACCACGGACAACAUUGUGCCAGGCAGAAUUCAGAUAGUGACAGACUCUGCUUCGGUGGAACGUUUGCUGGGAAAAGCUGAUGUUCAGCGGCCCCAGGUAGUAGAAUACUGUGUAGUCUGUGGCGAUAAAGCAUCAGGUCGUCACUAUGGUGCUGUCAGUUGUGAGGGAUGCAAAGGCUUCUUUAAAAGGAGUGUGAGGAAGAAUUUGACCUACAGUUGUCGUAGCAACCAGGACUGUAUCAUCAAUAAACACCAUCGGAAUCGCUGCCAGUUUUGUAGGCUUAAGAAAUGUCUAGAGAUGGGCAUGAAAAUGGAAUCGGUUCAAAGUGAAAGAAAGCCUUUUGAUGUGCAACGUGAAAAACCAACCAACUGUGCAGCUUCCACUGAAAAAAUCUAUAUCAGAAAAGACCUACGAAGCCCUCUAAUAGCAACUCCAACGUUUGUGGCAGAUAAGGAUGGGACGCGAUCGGCAGGUCUUCUUGAUCCAGGAAUGCUUGUGAAUAUUCAGCAGCCUUUGAUCAGGGAUGAUGGUACAGUCCUCCUAGCUGCUGAUUCCAAGGCUGAAACAAGCCAGGGUGCUUUAGGAACACUAGCAAAUGUUGUAACUUCUCUUGCUAAUCUCAGUGAGUCACUAAAUAAUGGAGAUACUUCUGAAGUUCAACAAGAAGAGCAAUCCGCAAGUGAGAUUACACGGGCAUUUGAUACUUUGGCUAAAGCACUUAAUACCACAGAUGGUACAGCAGCUCAUAACUUGGCAGAUGGGAUGGAUCCUACAGGAGGAGGGAAUAUUCAUGUAAUUAGUAGAGAUCAGUCAACACCAAUUAUUGAAGUGGAAGGACCCCUACUUACAGAUACACAUGUCACAUUUAAGCUGACCAUGCCCAGUCCAAUGCCAGAGUACCUUAAUGUUCACUACAUCUGUGAGUCAGCAUCACGACUGCUUUUCCUCUCUAUGCACUGGGCUAGGUCCAUACCUGCAUUUCAAGCUCUUGGGCAGGACUGUAACACCAGCCUGGUGCGUGCCUGCUGGAAUGAGCUCUUCACCUUGGGCCUGGCACAGUGUGCCCAGGUCAUGAGCCUGUCCACCAUCCUUGCAGCUAUUGUCAACCAUCUCCAGAACAGCAUUCAGGAAGAUAAACUUUCUGGAGACAGAAUAAAGCAAGUCAUGGAACACAUCUGGAAACUUCAGGAGUUCUGUAACAGCAUGGCCAAGCUUGAUAUUGAUGGAUAUGAAUAUGCAUACCUUAAAGCUAUAGUCCUCUUUAGUCCUGAUCACCCUGGUCUGACCAGUUCAACCCAAAUAGAAAAAUUCCAGGAGAAGGCACAGAUGGAAUUGCAGGACUAUGUACAAAAAACCUAUCCAGAAGAUACUUAUAGGCUAGCCCGGAUUCUAGUUCGCCUGCCAGCACUUAGGCUGAUGAGCUCUAGCAUUACUGAGGAACUGUUUUUUACUGGUCUCAUUGGAAAUGUUCCCAUUGACAGCAUAAUCCCCUACAUUCUCAAAAUGGAAACAGCAGAAUAUAAUGGUCAAAUAACUGGCACGUCUGCGUAGUGGGAACAACACAAUUUGAUGGAUCAAAGUAAUUUUUGUAAAAACAUAUAAUUACGAAGUUAAAAGAAUAGCAUUUUGGUGUGUACAGAUAUUUCCAACUUGUUACCAGUUUCCUCUCAGAUUUCUCCUUGUCUGUUUGAUGUUGACAAAAUUUAAGCAGCUAUUAAAAGACCUGCUAUAAAACCUUUUCUGCCACAAGGAAUAUUUUUAAUGCCUUUCAUUUAAAAGGCUAUAGAUUACUGAACAUACUUUUCACAUGCUUUGUAUUUAGAAACUAUCAGUGGUUAAAAGUAGAGUUUUAUAAUAUCAGAGAUUAGUAAUAAAAUUACUUUAAAAGUAAAAAGAACAGUAUGUAUAUAUUUAAAAAUAUCCUUGGAAUUAAUAUCUAAUAAAUGCCAGGAUAUAAUACUAGCACUUUGUAAGCACUUCUUGUCAAAGUGACAUCAUCAUCAACAUCCUGCUUAUGAGUAUGGAAAAUGAAAAAAAUUGCCUAUGUCCUUAGUCAAAAUGCUAGUGAUUUCUGUGAAAAUGUAGAAUGCUACAGGAGACAAUCAUUUAUUCUACAAAGAGUCACUUGCUCUUAUGUUAUGCAUGAAAUAUUAAUGUGGAUUCUUAAAUCAGAUAUCCACAUUAUUUGAAGCUAUACUCUGUUAAAUUAGUGCAGUUGUAAUUCACAGUAUGAUGCAGUCAUAGUGACUGUUACGUGCUGCAGGAAUUACCCAAACUAGGAGAAAAAAAUGUGUUUCUUGCCACAGUACUGAUGAAAUAUUCAGGUUCCUUAAAGUUUCUAUUCAGACCAACACAAUCAUGAGAAAUGUUAUUCUAAUAGGAAGCCUUUUGAUUGUGGGGAAAAUCAGUCAUUAACUGGAAGAAGAGUCGUCAAGUAGAGCAUGCUCUUUGAGUAUGCUCUUUGUAUUUCCAAAUUUACUCCCCCCCUCUGUACUCCUAAACGCCCUCAUCAUCCAAUGAUGGUGUUUAGGAGUACAGGUACUAUUAAAGCCAAAGGUACAAUUCAAAACCUGAAAUGUGUAGAACCUCUGGGUGUCAGCGAGAGCAUAUUGCAAAGCUCUCUUGCUUUAUUUCUCCCCUCAUCCCUCCCCUUCCCCGACAGAGCACUCCCAGUUUUGCAGUGCUCUCAACCUUCUGUGACUCAGUUUAAAACUGAAACAUAGUUAGGAUUGACAUUGUCACGUACAAUUGCAGUUAAUGACUGAUAGACCAUGGAGUUAUAAAAUUAACUAUUUUUUAAUUGUCUAGAGUGAUGAGCCAUCAUCAUUUCCUAGUAUUGGCCGUUAGCUGCUAGCAUUGCUUUUGUUUUAGUAUAAUUUAUUAUUGUGGACAUUAAAUAUUUUAAACAAUCAAAGUUUAAAAAAAAAGUCAUGGCAAUUAAUACUUUCAUCUGAUCCUGGCUCAUUAGAUGCAUCAAUUAUUUUAAUUAUUUGUAUGGUAGAGGCAUUUUCUACUUGUGUAUUUUUAUGUGACAAAAAUCUAAUGAUAAGUUCAGCACUUUUGUUUUUCUUCUGUUAUUGACAUUUAUUUAGAAACACCAACCGGGCUGGUGUUUGUGUCUUUUAAGGGUCUGAAUUGUAGCCAAAAGACCUUAAGCAGCUCUAGGUGAAGCUUCUGAUGUGAUAAAAAGUCUUGACCUGGUAUGCGUCAUUCUCAUCAGGAGGCUCACGUUUGUAGCACUCAUUGUGACACAGAAGGCUAUUUAAUUUUAGCUUCUGGAUGCAUUAAAGUCUUCUACAGUUACCAUUGUUACAGCAUUCAGAAUCUUCUUUUCUCAGAAGGGUGUUACAAAGAGUCCAAUAUGCAUGCAGAGACUUGUAAUAUUGCACUUUCAUUUCUCUCGGCUUUUGCUAUAGCAAAUGAAAUUGUCAUGUUUUUGAUGUGAUGGAAGGUCUACACCCUGAAUAUUAAGGCAACUGGAAUAGAGAAUUGUGUACUAGCUGUUCUAUUGCAGUGUGACUUCUUGUGUGAUUGUGUCAGCACCUCUGAUGCAAAGGCCCUGUUUUAAGGGUAUACAACUUAGAAAUUAAUUGUGAUAUUAACAUCAGAAGAAGUUGCUACGUUGGAAAGAGUUGUGGCCAUUUUUGUUAAAAUUUAAAAUUUUAUUGGGUUAUGUCAUUGUUGUUCUAAAAGCAGUAUGCAUUGAAUUAUUGUGAUAUUUUUCAUUGCAAAAAAGAUUAUGCAGUUUAAUUUGCUUUCAGUAUUUUGUAAAAAUUAUUUAAGCAGAUAAGUAAGCAUUGUUAAUGACAAAUGAAAUAUUCCUUAGCACAAAAACUAGCCAUUGGAAUAUUUUUUCCAAAUUUGAAUACAUACCGGCUGGCUUUUUUAUGACAAACGUAAUUUCAAAUUCCAAUUUUUCUAGUAAAAGGGCCCCAUUUUCCAUGCAAAAAUUUGUGUUCCUAAUUUUUCUUACUCCUGCUGUGAGCAUAACAGUUCAAGAAACAAAAUAAAGCCACUACAGUUUUUUUGGGAACAGAGGGAUCGCGUGAAAUAAAACUUAAAAUGUUUGCUUUGUAUUACAUUUUUAAAUCAAAAUGGUAAAUAUCAUGCGGCUCUGUUUACAAAUAAACUACACUCCCUACAAAUGCAAGGGCACGUAAUGGUAUCCUGGAUACAUCUCUGGUAGUCGCUUGCUCUGCAAAUAGUUCCCUGGACUUUAGGGAUGAAAUAUUAAUUUGUGUAAAUGAAGUAACAACAAUGCAAUCUGUAUCUGGGGGUUAUUUAUUGUGCAUGCAUUUAAUAGAUGUAAUGAAGAAGUUCCAUACUUAAGAUUCUGAUAUUACCACCUAAAGGCUGUAAAGUUUUACUUGGCAUAGCAUCAUCAGCAUGAUUUGCUGACUAGUAUCAGUCAGAACCAAGCUAAUUUGGUCCUCAUGCAAUUAACAAAAAGUACUGUCUCUAACUAUACACUAUUUUGAUUCCAAGACUAACAGUUUGGAUUGUAGAAAUUUGGGUGGCAGACAGUAGAUCCUAAAACUUAAGAAAUAUUCAGAAUGUAAAAUGUUUUGCAUAUUUUAAUACUAGCUGUAAAUAAUAAGAUAGAUGUGGUGAAUAACCUAACACUUCUUUCUCACGUGCUGCUCAAGGGCUGUCAUAAAAAUGAGCCAAAGAUUUGGCAUAUGACGAAGAGACACUGAAAGGGAACCACUUAAACCACUGCCACAUAAAACUAUAGACCAUCUUCUUCAGUGCGGUAGGGCUCCUUUGCGCUAAAUUUCAAGUAUAAUCUCAGAAUCACAGACUGGCUGAGGUUGGAAGGGACCUCUGGAGGUCAUCUGGUCCAACCCCCUGCUCAGGCAGGGCCACCAAGAGCCACCUGCCCAGGACCCUGUCCAGGCGACUUUUGAAUAUCUCCAAGAAUGGAGACUCCACAGCCUCCCUGGGCAACCUGUGCCAGUUCAGUCACCCUCACAGUGAAAAAGUGUUCUUUCUUCUCACAGUGAAAAAGUGUGAAAAGGUUUGCUGGUGUUCAGGGGAACCUCCUGUGUUUCAGUUUGUGCCCGUUGCCUCUGGUCCUGUCACUGGGCACCACUGAGAAGAGCCUGGCUCCAUCUUCUCUGUACCCUUCCUUCAGGUGUUUGUACACGUGGAUGAGAUCCCCCCUGAGCCUUCUCUUCUCCAGGCUGAACGGUCCCAGCCCUCUCAGCCUUUUCUCAUACGUGAGGUGCUCCAGUCCCUUCAUCAUCCCUGUGGCCCUUUGUUGGACUCUCUCCAGUGUGUCCAUGUCUCCCUUGGACUGUGGAGCCCAGCACUGGACACAGCACUCCAGGUGUGGCCUCAGCUCCCUUGAUCUGCUGGCCACGCUUUGCCUAAUGCAGCCCAGGAAACCAUAAGCCUUCAUUGCAGCAAGGGAACUUUGUGGCUCAUGUUCAACUUGGUUCUUUUCUGCCAAGCUGCUUUCCAGCUGGGUGCCUGGGGUUGUUCCUCCCCAGGGGCAGAACUUCGUCCUUCCCCUUCUUGAACUUCGUGAGAUUCCUGUUGGCCCAUUUCUCCAUCCUGUUGUGGUCCCUCUCGAUGGCAGCACCACCCUCUGGUGUAUGAAGCAGUGAAGCUGCUCAUCUCUCAGUGAUCCAGGUGUAACCUCGCAGUGAAACUAUUUUAGCUCAUUCAAAGAAAGGUUUUUCUUUUACUUGGAUGUCCAUCAAUAGAAGUUUGAUGUUCAAAAAGCACAGAACGGAUGAUGGGAUUCUUUCUGCCAAUGGUUUAGGUGUUUCUUGGUAGCAAUAGGACAGGGCAUACCUAAGGAAAAUGGGCCUCACAAAGUUGUUCUUGCUCUGUGUUAACCUUUGCCAUUACUUCCAGCCUCUUCUGGUGCCGGGGCAUUCAGGCCACUCUAACGUAAUGCAGGUAGAACAGAGCACACAGUGCAGCUGCAGAUCCAGGCAAGUUUUAAACUGUCUCUGCAGAAAAUACUACAAGGCUGAUGUAGUUCUUGUCAUUUCUGAGGUUUGUUCCAUCCCCCCAGCCAGUAACAGAGAUGGUAACAGGCUAAUCUUACUCACUUGAAGUUUCAUCUGUUUCUUCUUUGCAAGUGCAUACAUUUGCUUAUGAAUAUGGGACAGGAGAGUUUUUUAUUAUUGUAACAAUUAUUGAAAAACUGUUUCUUGAAUUUAAGUACGGAAAUGGCUUGUUUUCAUAAAGGCCAAAUUUCAAUGCCAAACUUGUGUUUACAGAACGAAGAGUCAAAGGAUCACAGUCUGAAAGUGAUUCUAAGAAAAGUGACAUCUCACUGAAGCUUUACUUAGUGCCUAAAAUUCACUCUUUCCAGAAUUUUCGAGGUCCUGUUUCUGCUGCUUUUGAAAAUAUUUUAACUCGGUAGAGAUGUAGUGAUAAACUAUCUGAUUAGAUUGAUCUGACCUUGAUUAUGUGUGUAUCUUGGUAAUAAUCCAUUCAGACAAACGUUAGAAUUCUGUGCUGACUGAAACGGGCAUGCAGGGAGCGAUGAUGAGGCAAUAAUGUCCAUUCUCCACGUGCUUCAUUUGUUUUCCAGCUCUUUCGAGAAGGAACUGAAUUUGAAUCUUUUAGAUGAAAAGAACAAUGGUCAGCAAUGUGUAGGGGCAUUUUGGGUUAGCUUUGUAAUAAUGAUUUUUAUUGCAUUUGUGACUAGGGCAAGAAGGUAGACUACUUUUCCCUUAAUUUACUCACGUUGGACUAAAAGACACAGAACUAAGACCAUAUGCAAAAGCCAUCAUUCUCUAUUUACAUUGCUUGUAAAUUAGAUACAAUACUGUUGGUGCCAGCGGAGUUACUCUGGCAUGAAACUGGUAGAAGCGGAAAAAAUAAUCUCCAAGAGAGAUCCUUCAAAGAGAUCAUACAAGCCUUUAUUUUAACUGCCUUAAAACGUUAGGUUACUAAGGAGGCUUAGUUUUCUGAGCACUCUGGGGCAAGAAACUGUUGUUGGUCACCAUUGAUUACUUGGUGUCAUUUACCAAGUCUCGUUUUCCCAUCACCUGGAGUGGCCGUAACGCCCGCAGGAGCGGCAGGGACCGGAGAUGCCCAUGCUGGUGCACGCUCCUUGGGGCACCUUGGGCAAAGGGCAUGUCCUGAGGGUGACAAGGAAAACGAGUCCGGCCUGAAGCUUCCAGGCAAAACCAGUUUCUCUUCUUCAGCAGAGACUGUAAAACACUGCAGUUUUUUCGUUGCUGUGUAUGGCACGCAGGACUUUCACAGGUUCCUGAAGGAUUUCAUCCAAGAUGCUGAAGAUGUCAGUACAUUUUCCUGCCCAUUAAAAUUUAAGACUGUAGUUGGGAUUCUUCCCUGAUUACCUGCUGUUUAAUGAGUAAGGGAUAAUUUUAAAAAGGCCCAAAUAGCAUGAGGAGAAAGGGUAUCAGGAAUACGGUUUAGCCAGGAAAAGGGCACUGGAAAUUACCAGGCUGGGGAUGGUACCAAAGCAGCAGCGACCAGAGCAGCUUCCUGCAACAGCCGCCCCGUCGCGGCCCUGCCUGGAGCGGGUGGUGGGCGCAGCAGAACCGGCAGCUCAAUCAGGCACACGCAGAUGCACCAGCAAACACCUACAGGAUGAUACCACCCUGAAAAGAAAAAAGAAAUCAAAAUGUUGGGGGUUUUUUUAUUUUAAAUCCCUCUCCUCUCCUGCGGUUACUCUUUGGAGUUUAAGAGCGGGGUAGGUUGGUUCUUUUCCAUCUACUCCUGCCCGUAACAGAAAAAGCAGAACUACCAGGCAAAGAAGAAGUAGGUUCCCAUCUGUCCCGGUAGUUUGCCACACUCGCCAUAAACCAGAGAGCCACCGCUGCGUGGUUCGCUCUGAGGAUGGGCUGCGAGAGCAGCACCAGCAUCUGCCCUAAUGCUGCCCGUAGCCAGGGGCACCAACAACACGAGGCCACGAACGCCCCGCAGAGGAGAGGAAGGACAAAUUGCCAGCAUCUACUGGAUCUUGAAUGACAGAAAAUUAGUUUAAAAGCCAUCUUUAUACGAGAAAUUACCAAGAGGGCAUGGCAAAGGGGAGAAAAUGAAAACAUUUACUUUUUGCACCUUGUAAUUCUAAAGUUGCUGAGUCAUUUUAACAGUAAAUCCUCCUGAAUUCAGGCUUAUUGUUUGAUGGAAAAUGCCAUAAUGCCUCUUGUUAGAUAACGCUACAACCCCUCUUCUGCUGCAAUCAAUGUUAUCAACGUUAUAUAGGAAAUUAUUUGUGCAAAAAAAUUUAGAACAUUAUUUAUACUGAGGUUGCAAGUUAAAGUAAAGUUUUUCGUAAAGUUUAAAUGCUCUGAGUCUAAAUAUAUUAGACUUGGAAAACAUCAAACCCCAGAAUUACCUUAUUAGUGAGCUUUUUGUUGUGAAGUCAUGCAAAGUUCAUCACAGAUAAAACCAUCAUAAUGUUCCGUAAUUCCCACAACCAGUUUUAUCCUCUGAGUUAGAUGAAUGCUUUGAAAAUGGCUUAUUAUUGUUAAAUCCAUGCCUGUCUUCCUUCUUUUUAAAGGGUUUGAUAGAUUUUUACACAUCUUUAUUUUGUGCCUCCCACCAGUGUGCAUUUCUGCAUGUUCAGUUCUACAACUCACUCGAGCAGCUGAUGCAUAUGUACAUAGUUGUAUGUAUGUGUGUAUGAAUGUAUAUGUUUAUACCUAUCUGUCUAAAUAUAUGAUGUACAGUGUAUAGAAAGUGUGUAGUGUAUGUAUAUAUGUACAGAUACGUAGACACGUAUUCAUGCUGUUCUAUAUGUUAAAGCUUUUCAUCCAUUUGCUAAUCCAGAGCUUCCUAAUUUUCAUUUCUUAGCCCAAACUAAGCCUCGCUUAAGCGGGUGAAUCCUCAUGAAUUUCAGAGCUUUGCACCUUUUUCUGAACCCAGCCUCAAUUUAGUAUUUUCUGUUCAGAACUGACAAUUGUAUUCCAUUAAUUUUCUGGCUUUUACAUACUCCCUUUGCCUUUUCUCGUUUGAUGCGUAGAAGCCUGCCCGUGAAUAGUUAACUGAACAUAUAAUGUCUUAAAAAUAAAUGAAUAAAUAGGUAACUAUAGUAAUAGAAAAUACUUCCCUGUUUUCAAUAUAUACUCAUUCUGUUUCAACCUUUUGAGAGACUUUUUGUAAAGUUUUAUUUCGCAGUGAAACUUGGUAAGAGAUUGAUUUUUUUUGUAAGUCUUCAGCAGUGGCUAGUUGGAAGCAAAACAAGUUGCCCUUUAUGACUGAACUGUAGCACAGAGAACACGAUGCAACGGGUGCCGUUUAAAAAAUCAAUACUUGUAUCGCCAUGCUGAUAACAUGCUACGUCUUCUCUUCCACGGACCAACGACAUUUCUGUUGCAGUGGUAAUUAAACAAGAGGGAGACUGCAGUUUGUUCAUCUCGUAGCAAGCAUCGAGACUUAUUUAGGAUUUUCACGAGGCAUUUCAAUCGUAUAAUUCACUUUCCAAAGUUAUUCUCCUUAUUGGCUGCUUAAACUAAGCAAAGCUGGUUAGUUCAUUGAGUUGCCAGGCUGGGGUCCGUCCUCAGGUUCUGACGGUGUAAUCUGUGCAGCUCUUGCACCGGGGCUGGGACGGUUCCACCGCUCACACGCAGCAUUUAUGAGAUCAGACUUGCAGUAAGACAAUUUGUUACUCGUAGGCAGUAUUCAAACAUCUAAAUUUUCAAAAUAUACGUAGUUCUUGUACCUUUUCCCUUCUGAUGACUUAAGUUACAAAGGAAGCCUUCUGUAAAAGUAAUUUUACUCAGUUUGUUUUUUUUUUUUAAAAAAGCAUUUCAGAGACCGCAUAGGGGAGCAGUUCAGCAAGUCUUGUUUCCGUCAUAUUAAAAAGGUGAAGCAGAAUUUUCUGGGCAUUUAUUUCCACCUCUUGUGCUCAAUGGGGCAAAGACUUGUGUACGUUUAAGCAGAUGAGCCGACACCAGUUAAAACAACGUGAGCUUCUUGCAUGCUUAAAGUAAAACACAGCUCUCAGAGUCAGGCCCUUGUAAGUCUUUGCUCUGGGAAACGCUGAGAACGUUCUCUGUUUCUCGCUGUACCGGUUAGCAGGUGUUUGUACGCUUUUGUUUCAAAUAUAGAAAAAAAACUGUAAAACAUCCAUUUUAACAUUUCAAACCUUAUUUCUGACAUUUUCAGCAGGGAAAUUAUUUAAAUUAAUGGCAGGAAUUCCUGUGACAGAUGGUCCUUCAUUGGUGUCUUUACAAUCAGUGCUGUUUGAAUAACGUUUGCUUUUCUCUUUCAAGGCUGAAUGGAAACCUGGCCGUCUGUUAAUGUCAGUGUACUGCAGUGACAUUUUUAAAGAUUAGGAGCCCAACUGGGGUAUUGAUCAGGAUCGAAUCUGUUAAAAAAUUCAAUUGUGAAUUUAGGAAAAAAAAAAGCGUAUUUUAAAAUUGUGCACUUGUUUUUUAUACACGUUUUGAAUUGUUUGUAUUCUGAAGGACAAAAUGUGCUCAAAUUUAAGUGGCAAUAAAGGCUCUGUUGUAAUAUCCUAUGGAAACUGUGGAAUGUGAAGUCAGCUUUCUGUAUUUGAUCACAGAAAGCAGAAGUCUGAGAAGCACGCCUGCUGCCCCGUCUCUAACACCCCUGAAUAACGGGCUUCUCGGGUGUUUUUUAAUGAGCUUAGAUAAAUGAGAAUAAGGCACAGGUCCAUUUAAAAAUAUUUCUGAUGAUUGUGUGUUAAAGUAGGACUGAAUAAAAUGAAAAGGAUAUUCUUUAAGAAGAACAUGACACCUACAGAGCAUAUAGGUUAAAUUUCUCAUACACGGAAUCAACCUUAAACGUGGGAAUAUUUUUAAUAAUUAAUCUGUACUCCAAAAUACAUUGCAAGCCGGUGUUCAAAGAGUUCCAUAACUGAAAGACUGCACAUUGCGUGUCUUAUGUAUCUGGCAUACCAGGGACUUCUGAGCUCCUACAAAAACAGCAAAUUUUUAUAAAAGGAAUCAUCUGCUUUUAAUUCCUUGGGAUAUUUUCUGGAAGACUCUGUUCCUUAUAAUUUAGAAAACUAUUGUUUAUGUUACUACAUUUUAAUUUCAAGUUAAAAAACUUGCAAAAGUUAUUAAUUUUUUACAUCUUCUUUUGUGAAAUCAGCAUUGUUAUGUGUGUUAGCAUUUAAAAAUAAUAGCAUGUUCUUUUUUUAAUCUGAAUUUUAUAUCUAAUCAAUGUCUUCAGUCAUGAAGAGGAAUUUGCAUUGUUGUGUUUGUAUAUAGAGUAUUGCAGUGCAUGAUUUAGCUUAUGCAUUUUAUUAAAUGCUGUUUAAAUGUGGCAUUAUAUUGUUGUGGCUUAAUACUACUACCUAAAGGAGGUUUAUACCAUUAAAGUGAAUUACAAAUACAAAUGCAUUC